Molecule: messenger RNA, 936 nt
Organism: Mucor velutinosus
Lineage: Eukaryota; Fungi; Mucoromycota; Mucoromycetes; Mucorales; Mucoraceae
Exons: 7
Coding region: 1-936 (311 amino acids)
Cellular component (GO): cytoplasm
Molecular function (GO): zinc ion binding
Source: RefSeq, a predicted model, not a curated record
AUGGAAUUACCGCAAAUUGGAAAGAACUGCCAACUGGAAGGCUGUAACUCAUUAGAUUUCUUGCCUGUCGCUUGCCCCCUUUGCUAUCAAACAUUCUGCGGCGAUCACAGAUUGCCUUCAAAUCACAAGUGCUCAAAGUGGAGUCAAGUGACAAAGGAUCUGCUACAAUGCGAUGAUUGUCAGCAGUUGAUUCAGGCACCCAACGACGUAAAACUAGGAUUAGAGCAAGCGUUGGAACAGCACAAGAAAUCGAAAUGCCAGCUCUACUUGUACCCUCCCAGCAGCACUAUCAAGAAAGUAGACCGUCAAUGCACUGUCAAAGGAUGUCAAGGCAUUGAUCCUCGUAUUGGACCUGUGCAUUGCAACGGUUGUAAUCAAGAUUUUUGUCUAGGACAUAGACACCCCGCUUCACACAGCUGUCAGUCAUUAGAUAUGGAUGAACAGCGAAAGAUGGAGAGAAGGCUGGCAGCACAAGAGAAGGUAGCCAAGACAUUUGCACCACAGCCAGCAAAAAAACGCAAGGUCAUCAAAUCUGUGCCUGUGAAAAGCAAGCAUGGUGGCAUGGUCGAGUUGAUGAAGAUCAAAUCACAAGCCAAAGGGAGCCCCUCAGUCCCAGCGGCAUCUCGCAUUUAUGUUUAUGUGCAAGGUCCAAAGGAAUCCAAAGUGGAUUCACAAUCUGUCUAUUUCGACAAGAAAAACUCGGUAGGGAAAGCGCUUGAUUUAAUAGCAGAUUUGUGCAAGGUGAAUAACAAGAACAAUACGCUGUCUUCGUCAGAUCCUGAGCGCUUGGAACUGUAUAAAUGCCCUGACAUGACAGUGCUCGAUAAAUCAGAUUCACUGGAAAAGGCGCUCAAGAAUUUAGAUACAGUGCUGUUGGAAAGACAAGGCGCAGUGUCCAUGGAAGAAGUAGAUGACCAGGAACAGGCAUAUCAAUAA